Molecule: messenger RNA, 3033 nt
Organism: Toxoplasma gondii ME49
Lineage: Eukaryota; Apicomplexa; Conoidasida; Eucoccidiorida; Sarcocystidae
Product: Chromosome-associated kinesin KLP1, putative
Exons: 6
Coding region: 1-3033 (1010 amino acids)
Biological process (GO): microtubule-based movement; cytoskeleton-dependent intracellular transport
Cellular component (GO): kinesin complex; microtubule
Molecular function (GO): microtubule binding; ATP hydrolysis activity; microtubule motor activity
Source: RefSeq, a predicted model, not a curated record
AUGUCUUCAGUUAAGGUGGCCGUCCGUGUGCGGCCUUUCAACGACCGAGAGAAAACCAUGAAUGCUCGGUUGUGCAUCGACAUGAACGGAAAGAGCACGACCAUCACCAACGUGGACGACGAGAAACAGAACCGCACCUUUGCUUUCGACUACUCUUACUGGUCACACGAUGGGUUUGAGAACGACGACAAUGGCUAUUCAAGACCUGUUUCUGCCAAAUAUGCCGAUCAAGAAAAGGUGUUUAACGACAUCGGGAAAGAUGUGCUGAACAAUGCCUUUGAGGGCUACAAUGCCUGUCUUUUUGCUUAUGGACAGACGGGGUCGGGGAAAAGUUAUUCGAUGGUGGGGUACGGGGCCAACAAGGGAAUUGUUGUCCGUGCGUGCGAAGAAAUCUUCCAGAGAAUCAAAACUAUAAAUGACCCGCUUCUUCGGUCGGAAGUCACGGUCAGUAUGCUAGAAAUCUACAACGAAGCCGUUCAGGACCUCCUUGUCAAGCCUGAGCAGAGGCCCAAGGGAGGAUUGAAAAUCCGUCAUACGCCACAGCUCGGAACGUUUGUUCAAGACCUAACCAAACAUCCAGUCGACACGUAUGCCGCCAUUCAGGCAAAACUCGACGAAGGCACAAGCAACCGAACGGUCGGGGCGACGCUAAUGAACGCCACGUCGUCGCGGGCACACACGGUCCUCCAAAUUGUCUACAAUCAAGUGACCCUUGACGAAAAUACAAAAGAGCCUCUGAGCCAGAAGACAGCCGAGAUCAGUCUCGUUGAUUUGGCCGGAUCCGAAAGAGCAGGUUCGACAGGAGCAACGGGUGACCGUUUGAAGGAAGGAUGCGCGAUCAACCAGUCCCUUUCUGCCUUAGGAAAUGUCAUCUCGGCUCUCGCGGACAAAGCCUGCGGGAAACUGAAACCGGGACAGGUCAUCCCCUACCGUGACUCAGCGCUGACUCGCAUUCUCCAGUCUGCUCUCGGAGGGAACAGUAAAACGUGUAUGAUUGCCGCCUUGUCACCGGCGUCGGUGAACUACGAGGAGACGCUGUCGACUCUCCGAUAUGCAGACAGAGUCAAAUCGAUCAAGAACGAAGCCGUCAUCAACGAAAAUCCCCUCGAAAGGCUCAUUCGCGAGUUGAAGGAGGAGAACGAGAGACUGAAGAAGGCAGCAGGGGGCGACCUGGUGCUGACGGACUCAGGCAAGACACAGGAGGAAAUGGACAAGAUGAAGCAGCAGUACGAAGAAGAGUUGGAGGCGAAUCGUCGCGCGCUCGAAGAGAUGUCGAAGAGUUGGCAGCAGAAGCUCGCGGAGGCGCAGGCGCGGGACGCAGCUGCGAGGAGGGAGGAGCUGGACGAGAAUCAACCGUGCCUGAAGAACUUGAACGAGGAUCCUUUUCUUUCCGGGAAGAUCACGCUGAUUCUGUCGGUCGGCAGCAGCUCUGUCGGGAAGCCCAACAGCGAGCAGAAGCCGACGUUUCAGAUCGGGGGGUUGGGAGUGGUGGUGGAGCACGCGACUCUCAUGUGUGAGGAGAAGGCGGUGGCAGACGGGGUCGACUUCGAAGUGAAGUUGAGAGCGAACGGGAAGACGCUGAUCAACGGCGAGGCCGUUGCACCUGAGGAGACGAGGACGCUUUCGCAUCGAGAUCGCAUUCUCUUUGGUCACGCCAAUUUAUUUGUGUACCUCGAUCCGCGGGCUGUGGACAAGUCGCUGCCGUCCUGGGAGGAAGCGAUGAAGGAGGUGAACAAACAGAGCCUCGACGAAUACGGAGACGCGGUCUGUCUGGACGCGGUGGCGAGUGCGAAGCUGCGGGAAAUGGAGGCCAAGAUGCAGGAGGAGAGGGAGAAAAUGGAGAGAGAGAAACGGGAAUGGGAGCUGCGCGUGAAGGACAAAGAAGCCCAGAUGGUGACGGCCGAGGGCGCCGACGCCGUCGCGCUCAUGAAGCAGUUCGAGGAGGAGAGGCGGCAACACGAACUCGAGCUCGAGAAGAAACAGGCGGAGCUGGACGAGAAGCUGCAGAAACUGAGUGCCGAACAGGAAGAGGAAAAGCGCAAUCAACAGGCGGAACACCGUGCGAGGGUCGUGCUUGAAGAGGUCUUGACGCGGACGAUCAUGUUGACGGACGAGGCGAACUCGAUCGCAGAAGAACUCGGAAUAGGCGUUUUCUUCUCGCCCAAACUGACCAUGAAACACGACGGCUUAGACAUCUCCCGAAAAGGAACCGCCACGAACGUCAUGCAACAGACGGAAAUCCAAAUUCGCGUCGAACGGCUCGACACAGACGUCGUCGAAGCUUGGAAACUCGACCUCUUUGAGCAGAAAAUCUUCGACAUGCGCGAGCUGUACAACCAGUACAUGUCUUCCCCGCCAGGAGAAUUCAAACGACCAGACGGCCCCGAUGACCCAUUCGCUUCCGAUCCAGACUCCUACCAAGUUCUGGGCCAAGCGUAUCUGUAUCUGGAUGUCCUCUUCAAUCUGCUGCCCGUGGAAAACGAGGCGCUUCCGAUCUUCGACUUCAAAGGACAGAAACAGGGCAUGCUGUCCAUCUCCGUUGACCUCGACCUGCUGGUCGACAUGGAGGAAGUAGCGAAUAAAGGACCGCAAGUCGCAGACUUGGACUACUACGACACAGUCGAGGACAUCAAGGGGAAGAUGCUGAAGGUGACUGUGAAAGUGGACUCCGCACACGAUCUGCGAGAAAACUGCUGCCGAAGACCGGAGAUGAACUACAAGUGGAUUGACGGGGUCUCUGAAGUUCGCUGCUCCACAGACGACAUGAGCAACCGUAAUCCUGAGUUUCACAGCGUCAAGGAAUUCGAUGUGAUGAUCACAGACGAAGUCGUCAACUGGUUCAGAGGAAUCCUUGUGUUCGAAGUCGCGGGAAUGAUGGUCAACAAACAACACAAAGACCAGGCCACCCCUGCAUCGCCUUCUGCCGGAAGCGUCGCUGCGAAGCUGAGAGAAAAAGAGAUUCUCUUGGCGCAGAUCCAACAGCGACUUGAAGAACGGGGGACUACACUCGAUGACUUCUUAAAUGGACAGUGA